This is a messenger RNA of Colletotrichum acutatum, 724 nucleotides long. RefSeq lists its product as uncharacterized. Lineage: Eukaryota; Fungi; Ascomycota; Sordariomycetes; Glomerellales; Glomerellaceae. The record is from RefSeq and is a predicted model, not a curated record. The transcript has a single exon. The coding region runs from base 172 to 585 and encodes 137 amino acids.
UCCGUCAUCGUACCCACGAUACCCUCUUUCACCCUGGCGGGAAAUCACAGGAAUCCAGAUUUCAGGGCCCCCAGUGCUCACUUCACCCUCGAUACUGGGAAUCGGGACGCUGGAACAGUGGACGCCGCAACGGGAUCCUCUUGCAGUCAUUACGGAUGCCGCCUAUCUCUGAUGACACUGUCGCAGUCCAGGCCGACGUGCACUAGCACUGCGUCCGUGAGUUGCUGCAAGCAAGUAUCCGCACCCAUUCCAUCCGCACAACAACGGGGGGGGGGGGUAGCUAUCUCUCCACCGCGCUGCGACCUCCCGUCGUCGACAUCGACUCAAGAGUCAAACCCACAUCCACCCACUCACUGCUUGGUGGAGAGAGGCAUGGUGGAGAGCGCGAUGAGCCUAGCGAGGUCUAUUUCAUUUUCAACUUCUCAUCAACCCAUACCCAUACACCCAGGGCCAGCACCUUGGCGUCCGUGUCGGUGUCUCCAGAGUCCCAGAGUCAGUGCAGAGAGGCUCAUCUGCCCACGCUGUCAAGGGUCGUUGCAAACUCGCGCCUUCUCCGCCUUGUCUUGUCAGACGACCAGCACCUGAAUCGCCGCGCAUUAGAAUCGUCGUGAAGAAGGUUUAGCACCAUGCCUCAUCAGUAAAUGAUCACAGCCGAUGAUAGUAGUUUGACAAACGCAACGGGCACUGUUGCUAGUGUACUUGGUGCAUCUGACGAGACCCGCAU